Messenger RNA from Drosophila serrata, 3194 nucleotides. It is a transcript of the gene FucT6, whose product is annotated as alpha-(1,6)-fucosyltransferase 8. The record is from RefSeq and is a predicted model, not a curated record. Gene Ontology annotation, cellular component: Golgi cisterna membrane. Gene Ontology annotation, biological process: protein N-linked glycosylation. Gene Ontology annotation, molecular function: glycoprotein 6-alpha-L-fucosyltransferase activity; protein binding. Lineage: Eukaryota; Metazoa; Arthropoda; Insecta; Diptera; Drosophilidae.
AUGAAAUUGGUUCUCUCUUCUCUUAAGAAUCAGCUAACCUUAACUAAGUUAAGUUAAUAUAUUUAAUUUUUAAACCUAAUAUAGUUUAAGUAAAUCUAAUUUGUUCUAAUAUUUUUUAAAUUUGUUUGUAUCUACUCAUUGAUUACCCAUCGAUAGCUAGAUAUGCAGCUAGAACCCGGCCAAUCGAUACUAUCGCAUGUAUCGGCCAGCACUAAUAUCAAAAGAAAACACAGAACGUACACAAUUGCGAGCAAUUUUGCAGCUACUCAGUGCCACGACUGCCGAUCCGAUUAGGCUAAUCCAUCGGGCUCAUCCUCCUCCUCCUCCUCCACCUCCUUCGCCGCAGCUGACGCGGCCACGUCCGCGUUCGCGUUCGCGUUCUUAAUUGGAGUCGGCCGAACGAGCGGCGAGCAGCGUGAAAUUAGCGAAGCAGCAGCAGCACUCGUACCCGCCCCCACAUAAUUUGUGUGCGUUCCUCCGCCCCGCUGGAGUGGAGAGGUGUGGAGUGUCCCCGACCCCGGCCACGACCAUGUCAGUGGAUCGCCUCAGUUGUCGCUGGCCAGACCGGAGUUAAGCUUGACUUGUCGGCCGCCUUGCAUCCCAGCCUCCCUCCUUCCGUCCACGGCCCCGCAUCUAACACAGCUGCUGCUGCCGCUGCUGCUGCUGCUGCUGCAGCUGUCCUCCAGUUGUUCCUGUUGGCCUUCAGGCUACCGAUUCCAGAGUCCUGCGGCGCUCACCGCGUGACACCUCCGCCGCCAUGCUGCUGGUGCGGCAGCUGUUUGGGGCCUCGGCCAAUUCGUGGGCCCGCGCCCUCAUAAUCUUCGUUUUGGCCUGGGUGGCGCUGGUCUAUGUGUUUGUGGUGAAGCUGACGAACACCCAGGGUCAGCAGGCGGCCGGCGAGAGUGAGCUAAAUGCCCGACGCAUCUCACAGGCGCUCCAGCUGUUGGAGCAUACGCGUCAGCGCAACGAGGAGCUCAAACAGCUAAUCGACGAGCUGAUGAGUGACCAACUGGACAAGCAGAGCGCUUUGAAACUGGUGCAGAGGCUGGAGAACGAUGCUCUCAACCCGAAAAUGGCAGCGGAUGCUGUCGGUCCGGAGCCAGAGGCCAUGUUCGAAUCGGCGCCCGCCGAUCUUCGCGGUUGGAAUAAUGUGGCCGAGGCAGUGGCAGCUGGCAACGAUCUGAUGGAGGCUGAACAUGGCGAGUUUGGUGGCAUCGGCGGUGAGCCCAGCCUGGAGUACGAGUUCACGCGCCGUCGCAUCCAGACAAACAUUGGUGAGAUCUGGAAUUUCUUCAGCAGCGAACUGGGCAAAGUGCGCAAGGCAGUGGCCGGCGGUCAUGCAAAUGCCGCGGAUCUGGAGGAGUCCAUCAAUCAGGUGCUGCUGCAGGGAGCCGAGCACAAGCGAUCGCUGCUAAGCGAUAUGGAGCGGAUGCGUCAGUCCGAUGGCUACGAGGCCUGGCGUCACAAGGAGGCGCGCGACCUUAGUGAUCUGGUGCAGCGCCGUUUGCAUCAUCUACAGAAUCCCAGUGACUGCCAGAAUGCACGAAAGCUAGUCUGCAAGCUCAACAAGGGCUGUGGCUACGGCUGUCAGCUGCACCAUGUGGUAUACUGCUUCAUUGUGGCCUAUGCCACAGAGCGCACGCUUAUCCUAAAGUCACGCGGCUGGCGAUAUCACAAAGGCGGUUGGGAGGAGGUAUUCCAGCCGGUGUCCAACAGCUGCCACGACGCCGGCACGGCCAAUACAUACAAUUGGCCUGGUAAGCCCAACACCCAGGUGCUGGUGCUGCCCAUUAUUGACUCGCUGAUGCCGAGACCCCCGUACCUGCCGCUCGCUGUUCCCGAGGAUCUGGCGCCGCGCCUCAAGCGUCUCCACGGUGAUCCCAUCGUCUGGUGGGUGGGACAGUUUCUCAAGUAUUUGCUGCGGCCACAGGCGCCAACGCGUGAUUUCCUCGUCGCGGGAAUGCGUAACCUGGGAUGGGAGCGUCCCAUUGUGGGGGUCCAUGUGCGUCGAACGGACAAAGUGGGAACAGAGGCGGCCUGCCACAGCGUCGAGGAGUAUAUGACCCAUGUGGAGGACUACUAUCGCACGCUGGAAGUGAACGGCAGCAGCGUGGUUCGGCGCAUCUUCCUCGCCUCGGACGAUGCGCAGGUGAUUGAAGAGGCACGUCGAAAGUAUCCGCAAUACCAUAUCAUCGGCGAUCCGGAGGUGGCACGCAUGGCGUCCGUGUCCACGCGAUACACUGACACCGCGCUGAAUGGCAUCAUUCUGGACAUCCAUUUGCUGUCGAUGUCCGACCAUCUUGUGUGCACAUUCUCGUCGCAGGUCUGUCGUGUCGCCUAUGAGAUUAUGCAAACGCUGUACCCGGAUGCAGCGUACCGCUUCAAGUCGCUGGACGACAUCUAUUACUAUGGCGGCCAGAAUGCGCACAAUCGUCGCGUCGUCAUUGCACACAAGCCGCGUACGCACGAGGACCUGCAACUGCGGGUCGGAGACCUCGUCUCGGUGGCUGGCAACCAUUGGGACGGCAACUCCAAGGGGAAGAAUACCCGCACCAAUCAGGGCGGCCUGUUCCCAUCGUUUAAGGUGGAGGAGAAGGUCGACACCGCCAAGCUGCCGCUCUAUGCGGGCGUUUAGUCGCAACCAGAACGCCAUGUUGUUGGUUGAUCGAAUCUGUGAAUCUCUUAUGCCGCAUUCCACCCGGAAUCAUACCUGGUGCCCUUCGGUCGUACUCGAAUUCGGAGCCAUUGUCUCCAGAAUCUCAAUUUGAUAUCUCGCUCUCUCUUACCUUAAUGUCCUCGGAAUGUCCACAAAGUUCCGACGUCUUCUUCGAUCUUCGUGUUUAGUAUUUCUGUAUUUGUCUUCGUAUUUCGUAUUUCGUAUUUCGUAUUUUAUUGUCUGGCUUCUGAUCUUAUGGGUUCGGUGGCCGGAUUUGUACAAGUCCUUUUAUUAAUUAGUAAGUUGAAAGCCGAAGAAAUUAUGUUGACAAGAAUAUACAUAAAUAUAUAUAUAAAUAUAUAUAUAUUUAAAUAAAUUAAAUAUAGGAGUGCAUGUAGGUUCACUAAGCGCAAUAUAGUCUAUCAUCACGUGUAAAAUAGUUGAAAAAGAAAAGAUGAAUGCAAGAAAAAAGAGAAAUUAAAACAUAAUCUCAUUUAACUCAAGCUUCAAUAGCAAAAAUGAUUACAAAAAUAAAAAU